AUGGCUGAGUCAGUGAUACGAGCUCUAUAUGCCAAAUCAACUUCUUUAAAUUUGAGCUCUAAAAAAAUAAAAAACGUCCCUAAGUGUGUUUCCAGGUUAACAAACCUGUCAGUCCUCUUGUUGAAGAACAACUCCAUCACCGCCCUACCUGUCGAGCUGAUCUCUCUGCAACACCUGACUGAGUUGAAUUUGGGGAAUAAUGCCUUGAAGGAGGUUCCCGCAGUUUUGGGCCAUCUGGAGUCAUUGAGAAAACUGUAUCUGUUCAGCAACCAAAUUACAGUGGUGCCACAUGAGGUGAUGGGUUUGCCAAAUCUUGAGGUGCUCAAUCUGAACCACAACCAGAUUCAAAGACUCCCAGCAGAAAUUAGAAGCUUGAGUAAACUUCAACACCUCAGUAUGCUGGACAAUAAACUAGAGGAGGUGCCUGUUGAGGUCUGUCAUCUCAUUAAGUUGUCUGAGAUAAACUUGACUUCCAACAAGUUGUCUCGGCUACCUCAAGAGUUGUACCACUGUAAAGAGCUGACCAAGUUAUAUGUAGCCAGAAACAAGCUGAUCAACCUACCAGAGGGAAUCAGGGCACUGGCAAAACUUCAAGUUCUGGAUGUGGCUGGGAAUAAGCUGUCCAUGUUCCCUAUUGAGUUUCACCUGCUGCCACUGAAGGAGCUCUACUUUGAAGGCAACAGGUUUGUGCGAUGUGUGCCAAUGCCGUCAGUGCAGGAUGUGCAGGUGCUUACGUUAAAGGAGCUGGUUGCCAGAUUUGUGUUGAAGGAGGACAGAAGCAAGUCCUCUCUGGUCCACGGGAUGCUUCCCUACUACCCAUGCCUGACAGCCCUGUUGGCUAACGGUGGCUGUUGUGCACUCUGUUUGGGGCCCUACCUCACCACCUGGCUGGAGUGUGUGCACUUCGUCAGUCUGAAGAAGGUUGGUGACAUGAAAAUGAGGAAUUCGUUCACCAUCCCAGUGCGCGCCCUUCUCUGCUCAUAUAAGUGCUUUAAUACGGAUGGGCACUCGUACUAUGGUGUUGCUUCAAGAAAAAUACAAGAUAACUAA
Molecule: messenger RNA, 1050 nt
Organism: Scomber japonicus (chub mackerel)
Lineage: Eukaryota; Metazoa; Chordata; Actinopteri; Scombriformes; Scombridae
Gene: lrrc69
Product: leucine rich repeat containing 69
Exons: 8
Coding region: 1-1050 (349 amino acids)
Molecular function (GO): protein binding
Source: RefSeq, a predicted model, not a curated record